GCAGAUACCUCAGCCAAUAUCACAGUCCAGUCACACGCAAAGAGCAGUUAAUUUCUCCUUUUAUUGGUUUUAACCGGUUAAGUUAAAGAGAACGUAUUUAGGGAACAGUGGACAGGUUUUUAUUAAACUUCAAGCAUGGCUUUGGAUAAUAACGAUUCUUGAAGUGUCAAACUGCGCCUCAGACUUUCAGAAAAUAACGACAGACAAGAUCCACAGCAGCAGAGCUCUCAUCUCCCAUCAUGAAGACUGCAGAAGAACCAGACAACCAGAGGAGCAGGCGCCAGAAUCUUCCCCAGGACGGCAUGCCGUGCUGGGCCGAGAGGGUCACGAUGAAGCGGUUCUUCUGUGUGCUUGUGAUGCUCUUCGUCUCUCUGCCGAAGGUGAACUGCAGGAAGGAGAGUAUGCCAAGAGUUAAACUCAACUACAAAGAGCUGAUCCAGUCUCGAAGUGUGGUGCCGUUUGUGGGUUCCAGUGAAGGACAGCAGUUUCUCACAGUUCUGUUGGAUCAGGAAAGAAGCAGAUUACUACUUGGAGCCAAAGACCACAUCUACUUACUGGACCCUGACAACAUCAAUAAACUUCCCAAAAAGCUAAACUGGCCAGCUCCGAGAGACAGGGUGGAUAUGUGUAUACUGGCUGGCAAAAACCCUCUUACUGAGUGUGCCAAUUUCAUUCGAGUUUUACACAACUAUAAUCGGACCCAUGUCUAUGCCUGUGGCACUGGAGCCUUCCAUCCCAUCUGUGCUUUUUUGGAGGUCAAAGGUCACAAAGAGGACAGCUGGCUGCACCUCCACAGCAACAGUGUUGAAUCUGGCAGACUGAAAUGUCCUUUUGAUCCACGGCAACCUUUUGCCUCGGUACUGACAGAUCAGUAUCUGUACGCUGGCACGGCGUCUGAUUUCCUGGGGAAGGACAGCAUUUUUAGCCGCUCUCUCGGCCCGCCCCCUGACCAGCAGUACAUCCGAACGGACAUCUCUGAGGACUACUGGAUCAACAAGGCCAAGUUUAUUUCCGCCCAUCCCAUCGCGGACACCUACAACCCUGACGAUGACAAGAUUUACUUCUUCUUCCACGAGGCAUCCCGUGAUGGGAGCACUACGGAUAAGAGCGUGCUGUCUCGUGUUGCCCGGAUCUGCAGGAAUGAUGUAGGGGGUUUGAGAAGUCUUACCAACAAGUGGACGACGUUCCUCAAAGCAAGACUUGUGUGUUCCAUUCCUGGACCGGACGGAGUAGACACGCACUUUGAUGAGCUACAGGACAUCUUUCUGCUUCCUAGUAGAGAUGAGAGAAAUCCAGCAGUGUAUGGAGUGUUCACCACCACAAGCUCUAUCUUUAAAGGAUCAGCCGUGUGUGUCUACGACAUGGAAGACAUCCGUGCAGUGUUUAAUGGGCCGUAUGCUCACAAAGAAGGACCAGAUCAUCGCUGGGUGGAAUAUGAAGACAGAAUCCCCUACCCACGACCGGGCACUUGCCCAAGUCGGACGUAUGAUCCUCAUAUUAAAACGACUAAAGACUUUCCAGACGAAGUCAUCAGUUUUAUACGAGUGCAUCCGCUUAUGUACCGCUCCGUGUACCCAACGACGGGCCGACCCAUUUUUACUCGUAUCAACACAGAGUACCGGCUCACUCAGAUUGUAGUGGACCGUGUGGCAGCUGAGGACGGACAGUAUGCUGUUAUGUUUUUGGGCACAGAUACGGGUUACGUUUUGAAGGUUGUCAGCAUUACUCAGGAAAACUGGUCCACAGAGGAGAUCAUCUUAGAGGAGCUUCAGGUGUUCAAGAACCCCUCACCCAUUCUUAACAUGAAAAUCUCCUCAAAGCAGCAGCAGCUGUUUGUUGGAGGAAGCGACGGGUUGGUGCAGGUGGCCCUGCACAGGUGCCAUAUUUAUGGGCAGGGCUGUGCAGAAUGCUGUCUGGCGAGAGACCCGUACUGCGCCUGGGACGGCACCCAGUGUUCCAGAUACAUACCAGCCUCCAAGAGGAGGGCCAGAAGGCAGGACAUCAAACAUGGAGACCCGUCCAACCAUUGUUGGGACACAGAGGAUGUGUUAGGGAGGAAUAUCGAGGAGAAGGUGUUGUACGGAGUGGAGAGUAACUCAUCUUUUCUUGAGUGUGUCUCUAAAUCCCAGCAGGCCCAGAUCCGAUGGUUCAUCCUUAAGCCAGGAGCUGACCACCGGCAAGAGAUCAAACCAGAUGACCGUGUGGUCGUAACAGAGCGGGGUUUGCUGAUUCGUUGGCUCCAGCGUAGCGACGCCGGUUCGUAUUUCUGCACCUCUCAGGAACACAGCUUCACCCGUACCCUUCUCCACCUCUCUCUUCACAUCCUGGAACGAGGACAAAUCCACGGACACCCAACUGUUUCACAGGUAUCGUCAGAAAACCCCAUCGUGACGGAGAUUACGGCAGCCGAACCUCGCCAACGCUAUAAGGACUACUUUCGCUUGCUGAGCGGUCCUGCACGCUCUCUGGACGAGUACUGUGAAACGCUCUGGCACAGAGAGAAGAAGCAAAAACAGAAGGGCAAAUGGAAACACGUCCAAGAGUUUCGCAAAAGUAGGAAUCGACGUCACCAUUAGGGGCGCCAAUGAUGACUGUUGGAUUUGGUUGUGAAGUUAAAAAAUUAGCAGUGCCCUCAUUAGCACUGGCAGAGUAUUAGCUCAAUUGUAAACCAAAUGUAAGGAGAGACAUUAAGCUUCUCCUGACCAAUUUAUGAAUGGAAAGCAAGGAUACCUUUAGUAGAAGUGCAAUUGAAAUGAAAUUGCAUUAAGUUUGUUUUUGUUUUGAUCAAUGCACCUAAAGAGAUCCAAUGAUUCUUUACAGUUCAGAUAUUAAAGGAAUAUUCCGGGUUCAAGUUAAGCUCAAUCAACAGCUUUUGUGGCACGAUGUUGAUUACCACAAAAAAUAUUUAGACUUGUUGCUCUAUUAUCAUUUUACAAAAGCAUGUACAUUAAUUGUUCAGUUAAAUCUCGUGUGUUAUUUGAGCUUUAAAGUUGUUUAAAUCAUCAUUUUUUAAGUCGUUUUAGGGUUAACAAAAUGCCCUCAUCAUGUUGUUAAAUUGGAUAUAACUUUACACCGGAAAGGUUAGUAAGUGAUAUUAUUACACUAAAAUCAUGUUUACAUGCAUAUUGUUUACGUCUUGUGGCUAUACCUUUGAAAGUGUACGGAUUGUCCCCAUUGACUUCUAUUAUAAGUGCCUCACUGUAACCCAGAUUUGUGCUUUUUUAAAGAAAAGGAGGGACUAGUCGAUAUAAUUUUUUGUGGUAAUCAACAUUAUGCCACAAUUGUAGCCUAAAAUAACCCUUGUGACCACCAGUCAUCUUGACUGCUCUUUAAAAUAAGCCUAUGGUAUAGGGAAGACCGGGGCUAGUUGACACACUUUUUAUUCCAGUGAAUAUUUCUCAUUGUAUGUUUAUAAUUGAAAGUCAGUUUCUGUAUAGACACAUAACAUGAUGUCUUGGCUACAAAAAAGCCACUGAACAUUUUCACCGUUAUUGCCCAGUAAUACAGUUGAACACAAAUUGGCCUUUUGUGACAACUUUCCCCAAUGUGACAAAAACCAGUGGCGUAGGUUUCACGUGAAUAUUACGGGGGGUACACAUCCACUCGUCACCAUCACCCACUUUCUUUAAAUCUACACAUGCAUUAAACUUUUUCAGCUUUUCAGCUAAAUUUAAAUAGUUAAACAAUUAUGAAGCACAAAACAAUUCAUGACACAACAAAAAAAGAAAAAGGUAAUAUGCAAAAAUAUAAAAUUAUUGUUUUGGCCAACAAAUAUUUUAAAUAAUACAUUUGGGACAUUUAAAACAUAUGUGUCAACAUGCCCCGAUCUGACUUUCAUAAAAAAAUACCUUUGUCCUAAUAACACACUUUAACCUUUCAUUAAAAAUCUGCCUCUUACCUGAAUGUAUGCAAGUGUGGUUUAAUGGUGUUCACAUUUACAAAAAGUGUUCAAAUUUAAGAGGGUUUUGAACAAGGUGUUUGAAGUCAACAUCCCAAACCUCUUCUAGAAAAAACACACAUUUGUGUAAUUGUACUGUUAACUCCAAAUUGUAUCGUUAAUGAGAUGUAGCCCUUAUCGCAACUUCCCUAUGUGACAACUUGCCCCGGUCUCCCCUAUUAAAAGCACAUACCUCUUUAAACUCUAUAACACAUAAUAAGGCCGAAUGAUUAAUCAAAAUAAAAUAGAAUUUGCAUUAUGACGUAGAGCGAUUAUCAAACCGUAAAGGCUGCGAUUGAAUUAAUUAAAUAAAUAGUGUGCACGCUCUGCUCUCUGCGCUUAUUUGUGCAGCACGGUUCUCUGUAAUGUUACACAUAAUCAAAGCAGUUAUUUACAGCGCUCUAGAUUAUUCCCAAAUAUGUUUGACUGCUAAAAGUUACUAUCCAGUUCUAAAGUAACCUCUAAACACCCGGUGUUUGUGGACAGAAGAGUGGAUGCAUUAAACGGUCAUUGUCAACUCAAACAAACAGAAAUGUCUUCCUUCAAUGUUCGCCAAAAUAAAAGCUUCUGCCAAAAUAAAGGCCCGCAUAGCUAUGCCGCAUGCAGGUUAAGAGAAUAUUACAUAAAUAUUGUACUGUUUGAUAACAACAAUAAUAAUAAUAAUAGUUGUUGUUGUUGUUAAUAUACAAAAAUAUAUUUUCAUAAGAAUUUCUGGGUAACGCUUUCUAUGAAGCCCAUAUUUAUAAUGCAUCAGUAAUGUCUCAUAAAACACCUUAUAAUAUGUUAUAACUUCCCAUGAAUAAUUGUAACCACAAUUAUAAGACAUUAUAAUAUUUACCUAUUCAUAGUUAUACUUAGAGUAUAAUGCGUUAUAACACAAGCAACAUUUAAUUUUAUCUGCAGAAGUUCUAAUGUAUUAUAUAUAUUUGUAAUAUAUAUAUAUAUAUAUAUAUAUAUAUAUAUAUAUAUAUAUAAUAUGUAUGCUUUAAGUAAAGUGACAAAAGCAAUGUCUUAUUAUAAACAUACAUAAGAUAUUUUUAAGAGGUUAUAAGACAUUAUAAGUCAUGCUAGAAGUUAUAAACAUUACACAUGCACAGAUACACUAUACAGCACUUAUAACAUUAACUUUAUUAACUUCUGCUGUGUUAUAACUGGAUGUUGCUUGUGUUAUAAUGCAUUAUACUCUAAAGUAUAACUAUGAAUAGGGGAUGUCUUAUAAUGUGUUAUAACUGUAGUUAUAAUUAUUAUGAUAAGUUAUAACUUAUUAUAAGGUGUUUUAUGAGACAUUGUAAAAUUGUAUUUAUAAUGCCUUUACAAUGCAUUAAAUAUAUGGGCUUCGUAGAAAGUGUUCCUGGAUUUCUUGGCUUAAUAAUAACUUUAUUGGGUAGAAACAGAGAAACAUUAAUGGGUUCCGAAAAAUAAUGAUGAAAAGUGGGCUGAGACCCUUUCACAAAGUCAACAAAAACAGGUACAGAGUGAAUAGAUAAAGGAGAUGUGAAUCUUUUAUUCUUUCUUCCCUUCUGUGUUUCAUUGUAUAUUUUUAUUUGAUUUUAUUUAGUCUGAUUCUUUUUAAGAGGAUGAAAGUGUGAACACCCUUUCUUGAACAGUAUUUCUAUUGGCAGUAGAGCAUGUUUGCCCAUGAUUUAAUUUUGGGAAACACUUACUAGUUUUUUGUUUGUUUGUUUGUUUUUAUGUAAUAAUCGCAUUGCAGUUCAAAUAACAAUUGUACUUUUUUUUUUUUUUUUAUUGUCACCAUUUUUUUGUCCAAAUUGUUUAGCCCUAAAAUAUAAUCUAAUACACAAGUUCGGAAAAAAAUGAUUUUAACCAAGAAUGAAAAUGCAUUCAUGUUGAAUGUAUGUAAAUAUUUACAUUAUUUGUACAUUAGAUUGUGCUUUAGCAUUAUUUACAUAGAAUGCUGUUUUGUUCUUUUGUUUGUUUGAGACUAUGAUUAUAGCCAAGCAUUCCAGUUCACUGAGUAAAGUACAUUAUUUUUUUAUGUUUGCAAUGUGUCAUACUGUAGGUAGUUUCUUUAUGGUAUAUGACAUUAUUUAAAAUGAAAAUGGUGUCAAAAUAAACUAUUUUUUAUUUCUACUUAACUGUGCGGUGAAGAGAUGUGCAACAGAUUAACUUGAUUAUUUUAGUAAACGUUGUUCUGUAGCUCAAAUUGAAGAAUUCAAUUGAAUCAAAAGCCCCGUUACCUGGUAUUAAGAUGCGUUUUGGGCGAUCGAUCACCUGUGAACAGGCAAGCCACAUCACUGUUUACACCUGGUCAUAAUAUGUGUCUCUUUUGACCACUUGUUUUCGGAUUUUGAGGGGAAGGUCUCUGAUGUAAGGACAACAUGCAUUAAUCAAAACAAACCACGUCCGAAGUGGACACAUUUACAUAUUUGUUAGUGUGGCUGAGUUUUGAACGGAUCAGUCAAAACGCGUCUUAAUACUAGGUGUAAACGAGGCCAAGCCCUUUUGAAAACAGUCUAACACAGACAAAAAAAAAAUAAAAAAUCUCAUAUGACACGGACAACAAGAUAUAUUAUCUUUUAUAUUAUUAGGGGUCCAAGCAAGGAAGGUCUGGAACUAGUUCG
Myxocyprinus asiaticus (Chinese sucker) is the source of this 6519-nucleotide messenger RNA. It is a transcript of the gene sema3d, whose product is annotated as sema domain, immunoglobulin domain (Ig), short basic domain, secreted, (semaphorin) 3D. The record is from RefSeq and is a predicted model, not a curated record. Lineage: Eukaryota; Metazoa; Chordata; Actinopteri; Cypriniformes; Catostomidae. Gene Ontology annotation, molecular function: chemorepellent activity; semaphorin receptor binding. Gene Ontology annotation, biological process: neural crest cell migration; axon guidance; positive regulation of cell migration. The transcript is spliced from 18 exons. Bases 240 to 2576 code for a protein of 778 amino acids.